Molecule: messenger RNA, 2587 nt
Organism: Eublepharis macularius
Lineage: Eukaryota; Metazoa; Chordata; Lepidosauria; Squamata; Eublepharidae
Gene: DKC1
Product: dyskerin pseudouridine synthase 1
Exons: 15
Coding region: 62-1618 (518 amino acids)
Biological process (GO): box H/ACA sno(s)RNA 3'-end processing; snRNA pseudouridine synthesis; rRNA pseudouridine synthesis
Cellular component (GO): box H/ACA snoRNP complex
Molecular function (GO): RNA binding; pseudouridine synthase activity
Source: RefSeq, a predicted model, not a curated record
CCGGCCCGAGCGAGCUGGCGGGAGGGCGCGCGCGUGUGAGGCAGCGCGUGGCGAGGGCAAGAUGGCGGACGGGCCAGGCUCUGUUUCUAAGAAGCACAAGAAGAAAAAAGAAAAGAAAUCUUUGCCAGAUGAGGAUGUUGCUGAUAUACAAUACUCAGAAGAAUUCCUUAUCAAGCCUGAAUCCAGAGUCGCUCAGCUAGACACAUCACAGUGGCCUUUGCUUCUCAAGAAUUUUGACAAGCUGAAUGUGAGGACUGCGCACUAUACACCCCUUCCUUCUGGUUGUAAUCCUUUAAAAAGAGAUAUUGCUGAGUAUGUAAGGACGGGCUUCAUCAAUCUGGAUAAACCCUCCAAUCCUUCUUCCCAUGAGGUGGUGGCGUGGAUCCGUCGCAUCCUCCGUGUAGAGAAGACUGGGCAUAGUGGGACGCUGGACCCCAAAGUGACAGGGUGUCUGAUUGUAUGCAUCGAGCGAGCAACACGCUUGGUGAAGUCUCAGCAAAGUGCAGGCAAAGAGUAUGUGGGAAUCGUUCGGCUGCACAAUGCAAUUGAGAGUGAGGUUCAGCUUUCAAGGGCAAUAGAAACGCUGACAGGAGCCCUCUUCCAGCGGCCCCCACUCAUUGCUGCAGUAAAGAGGCAGCUGAGAGUCCGAACAAUCUACGAGAGCAAAUUGGUAGAAUAUGAUCCUGAAAGAAGAUUGGGUAUCUUCUGGGUGAGCUGUGAAGCAGGCACCUACAUUCGAACGCUGUGUGUCCAUCUGGGUUUAUUGCUGGGCGUUGGAGGACAGAUGCAGGAGCUCCGGCGAGUGCGCUCUGGGGUCAUGGGAGAAAAGGACCACAUGGUGACCAUGCAUGAUGUGCUGGAUGCUCAGUGGCAGUAUGACAACAACAAGGACGAGUCGUACCUCAGGAGAGUGAUCUUCCCCUUGGAAAAGCUGCUGACGUCCCACAAGCGGCUGGUUAUGAAAGACAGUGCUGUGAAUGCCAUUUGCUAUGGUGCAAAGAUCAUGCUGCCCGGCCUGUUGCGAUACGAGGAUGGCAUUGAGGUCAACCAGGAGAUUGUCGUCAUCACCACAAAAGGAGAGGCCAUCUGCACAGCCAUUGCCCUCAUGACAACUGCGGUGAUCUCCACAUGCGACCACGGUGUUGUGGCGAAGAUCAAGCGUGUGAUCAUGGAAAGGGACACCUACCCUCGCAAGUGGGGGCUUGGCCCAAAGGCUUCUCAGAAGAAGAUGAUGAUCAAACAGGGCCUGUUGGAUGCACGUGGCAAGCCGAAUGAGAAAACUCCACAGGCCUGGAAGAAGGACUAUGUGGACUACAGUAGGGUGGCUGCAAAGAAGGAGGUAGAAGAGGAAGUUGUCCAUGCGGAGCCAGAAAGGGCGCCAAAGAGAAAGAGGGAGCUGGAGAGUGAUGGAGAACACGGAGAGGCAGCCUCCCCUUCCGCAGCUUCUCCAGAGCCUCAGGCAGAAAUCAAGAAGAAGAAGAAGAAAAAGAAAGAGAAAAAGAAGACGGAGUCUGCUGAGAGUAGUGGAGAAGUGACAGAAAUGGUCAGUGACACAAGUCCGAAGAAGAAGAAGAAGAAAAAGAAGAAACAAGAAGAAAUGGAGGAGAGUUCAGAGUAACCAGCUAGAGCAGGCAGCCUGGACCAGAUUGGGAAGGAGUCCAAAAGGUCUUAACGAAGUUGCAGACUGGAUCAGCAUCCAGAGACUCAGCUGCUCAGAAAUAUCAUGUACCUAUUUGGGCAGCAUGGCAAGCCCCCUCUGUCCUGUUGUAAGGACAGCUGGAAGAAUUGGGGCAGUAAAGCUACCCGACAGUCUGUGAUGGUUCCACAGAGGGAGUUGCUAUGAGCUUGGGAGGCUCCUGUGUGUGGGAGGGGUAAUGAAAGGAAGCCAAGCUCUUGGACGUGGCAGCACCAGUAGAGUCCCCCUGCCACCACCCUGCUCAUCAUUUUCUUCUCCUUGAAUAUCUGAUUGGCUUUGGUCACUUUGCCUGUUGGUGGGGGGCAGAGAAAGGGGCUGUUGAGUAGCCAAAUCAGAAGCUCUGUAAUUUUAAUGCAUUUCUGUUUGGGUUCCUUUUGCUUGCCUUGACUCUCUAAUUAAUUGAGUCCAAACAUUUCCCUCUCAGGGUACCUUUUUCUUUUGUUUUUAAAGCAAGCAACUCCUGUUGUUAGAACAUAUGCUUUGGUCCUGGAAAUCCUAUGGUCUUGUCUCCCUUGUUCAUUGCAAGCUCCCCUUUUCUUUGGCCCCAAACCGCUUUACCAAGUUGUCUAGUGUCUUCCUGUUCUGGAUGGGCCUAGUCAGAAAGGAAAUCUGAAGCUAUGCAUGGACACAGUUUGCUCAUGAUCCAGUUCUGACCACAGAACAAAAGCCAGAGGAAACCUGAGGUCUCUUGCUGGCUGAGGAGAGGCAGAAUUGGGGAGGGGGGUGCAAGCUUCUUCCCCUGCGCCUGUCCGCAGAGGUUGGUGUCUUUUGAGCACUGCUGUCACUGUCUGAUGUUAGGGUUUUUUCCCUCUUCAUUGCUAGGCAGUGUACCAAAGUUGGUUUUUAAAAGGAGGCAAUGUUCUUUUUUUUAUAUUAAAAAAUGCAAACUUU